Molecule: messenger RNA, 1847 nt
Organism: Morone saxatilis (striped sea-bass)
Lineage: Eukaryota; Metazoa; Chordata; Actinopteri; Moronidae
Product: zinc finger protein 3 homolog
Source: RefSeq, a predicted model, not a curated record
ACGUUACACGGAAGUAGUGGCGUUUGGUCUGAAAAAUAGCGGAAACAAGUUAAAGGGAAACGAGGGCUGGAUCCGCGAAAUAAGAGGAAACAUGUCUUGUUGUGCCGUUGGAUGUAAGAACAGAUAUUCAACAGCUCAUGGGCUUCAUUUUUACAGGAUACCGUCGACGAAUACGCCCAUUGAAGCAGAGCGCAGACGUUUAUGGCUGCGGGCCAUUAAACGCUCGGACUGGACCGAUGAAAUCCUCAGUCACGAAACCAUCAGCAACGCUCGUCUCUGCAGUGCUCACUUCAUAUCAGGGGAGUCCUCCACGGAUCCAGACAACCCAGACUUUGUUCCCUCAUUGUUCACCUGUAUGGAAGAAGCUUCAAAGAAAAGGGGCAGGAAGAGGAAGGGGGCGGACACAUCGAGCUCUCUCACUGCAGUUCAUGUGGAUCCAACAGACUCUGAGCGGCCUCCGGACUGUCAAGAGGAGCUUUGUACUAACACCCAGCCGGUCUCUGAGGAACUGCGCCCUUCAUUGCAGCCAUGUGACAUUAAGGUGGAACAGAGUCCCGUUCGGGAGGAAACAGAGAUCCAAGAGCACCCACGGGUCAAAGAGGAGCAGGUGGAUCAGUGCAUCAGUCCCAACGUGGAGGCUGAUACUUCCAACAAUGCUGAACUCAAACGUCCAAAAUCAGAACCAACCACUGACUGUGAUGUAAACGAAAGCAUAAAUGACAAAGGGAGUGAAAGUGAUGGUUCAUCGUCGCCUCGUCCAAGUGAUAGCGUUGAAGUCUUUGUGGAACUGGAACAACCUCCGAGAGAAGAAAAGUCUUGCCGUUUUUGUGGUAAAAGAUUUAAGAGGGACUCUCAUCUUAUUAGGCACGUAGAGAAGAGUCACAAAGGGAAGAAACCCUUCAAAUGCCUGAAGUGCAACAAGGAGUUUGAACAAAGAUACCAGCUCGUUCAGCAUAUAAGAAUUCACACAGGAGAAAGGCCCUUCAGUUGUGAUUUCUGUGACAAAACAUUUGUUCAGAACUCGAGCCGUCUUGCUCACAUGAGGGUGCAUACUGGAGAAAGACCAUAUUUUUGUGCUAAAUGUGGGAAAGGCUUUGCCACAAGCAACCAUUUCAAACUUUGCAAAGUUCAGAAUGAGUGCAAAAUCACACCAGAAAAGGGAACACGGAUGAGAAUCGCAAAGAGGAGAAAGCCUUUAAAUGCUUUGAAUGCAACAAGGAGUUUAAUCGAAAGCACCCUAGUUUUGCAUGCAAGAGUUCACACCGGUGAAAAACCCUUCAGUUGUGAUUUCUGUGGCAAAACAUUCACUCAGAACUCAAGUCGCAUCGUUCACAUGAGGGUGCACACUGGAGAGAAACCAUAUUUUUGUGAGAAGUGUGGCAAGAGUUUUGCCAGUAGCCAUCAUCUUAAAUUGUGCACAGGGACACAAAACAAAAGCACAAACAAGUCCUUUCGCUGUACAACAUGUGGCAGAACCUUUUACACAGAUUCAGACCUGAAGGUGCAUAUGAAGGUUCACGAGUCGUGGAAACGACACAUCAGCGAGAAACUGCAAGGGCGGGAGAUAGAAGAGAAAAAGCUUAAAGUGGUAUGACAGGACAUCAGAUACUUUCUUCUAAAAUUAUAAGAAUAAAACAUGCAUCCAGUCAUUAGGAACGGCCUUAUAUUUGUAAAUUUGCUGCAAUAUAGCUGAAUAAGAAACUGUAUUCAUCAGUUUAUGUGGAUACAAUUAAAAAAAUUUGUGUUUUAUCAGUUAUGAUUUGACUACUGAUUCCUUUUAUGUAAAGUCCUCUGAAUUGCCUUGCUGUGGAAAUGUACUAUACAAAUAAACUUGCCUUGACAUACUA